AUGACUAUCGCACCGAUCUCAUCAAUCCUUCGCCAGAAUGUUUCCUCUACCAUCCUCAACCCACACUCGAUCGCCCGUCAAUUUUCUUCCUCAUCGCAGAACUUGACUAAGGUUGCUAUCUUGGGUGCAGCUGGAGGGAUCGGACAGCCCUUGAGUUUGUUGAUGAAGCAGAGUUCUCUGGUAUCCGAGCUCGCUUUAUACGACGUCCGAGGAUCCCCUGGUGUCGCAGCAGAUGUGUCUCACGUUAAUACCCCUUCCACGUGUAAAGGUUACUUGCCCGAUGCUCAAGGACUUGAGAAGGCCUUAGAUGGUGCCCAGAUUGUCUUGGUCCCCGCCGGUGUUCCUCGAAAGCCUGGAAUGACUCGUGACGAUUUGUUCAACAUGAAUGCAUCGAUUGCUGCCGACUUGGCAACUGCAGCUGCCAAAGUCUGCCCCAAAGCUCAUAUGUUAAUUAUUGCCAAUCCCGUGAACUCGACAGUUCCAAUCGUUGGUGAAGUGUUCAAGAAACAUAACGUAUUCGACCCAAAACGAUUAUUUGGUGUGACUACACUCGAUGUCGUGAGAGCCUCCGCGUUCUUGUCAAGCAUCGCGAAAUCGCACCCCAACGACACCAACGUUCAAGUAAUUGGUGGACACUCGGGUGUAACCAUCGUGCCCUUACUUUCGCAAACCACUCAGGGAAAGUCAGUCACCGGAGAAGCCUACAAGGCACUUGUCAAGCGCAUCCAAUUUGGUGGGGACGAAGUUGUACAGGCCAAGGAUGGCGCUGGUUCAGCCACCUUAUCGAUGGCUUACGCCGCUGCCGUUUUCACCGAGUCGUUGAUGAAAGCUCUUGGAGGCGCUAAAGGAAUCGUCGAGCCUACGUUUGUCAAGAGCCACCUGUACGAGAAAGAGGGCGUCGAGUACUUCGCUUCUAACGUAGAACUUGGACCUGAGGGUGUCGGAAAGAUCUUGCCAAUUGGAUCGGUCUCCAACGAAGAACAAGAGUUGAUCAAUGCCUGCUUGCCCGAAUUGAAAAAGAACAUCGAAAAAGGUGUUAAAUUUGUUCAAGGUCGACAAUAA
Molecule: messenger RNA, 1062 nt
Organism: Puccinia triticina
Lineage: Eukaryota; Fungi; Basidiomycota; Pucciniomycetes; Pucciniales; Pucciniaceae
Exons: 7
Coding region: 1-1062 (353 amino acids)
Biological process (GO): malate metabolic process; tricarboxylic acid cycle
Cellular component (GO): cytoplasm; mitochondrion
Molecular function (GO): L-malate dehydrogenase (NAD+) activity
Source: RefSeq, a predicted model, not a curated record